UGUGACCAUUAAAGAGGAGCAAAAAACAAAAACGGAAAUAUUCAAUUAAUUACGUACUCUCAACAAUGCCCUUUCCCUAUUCUCUUCUCUCUCUCUCUCUCUCUCUCUUCCCAUUGUAUAUAUCUAGCCCCAACUCAAGAAACUGAAUCUCAACAACAAAACUUAUUCUAACACUAUAGUACUACUCUUUUUUUCUUGCCUGAAGUGAAGGAAUAAUGGAAAGAUUUCAUGAGGAAGAAAUUGAAGAGCCAGUGAGUCCAACAGGGCAAUACUUGACAAGCUCUUCACUAAGUGUGUACAUUCUUGGUGUCUUGGAAAGUGAGGUUCCCAUUGAUGACUCUCAAACCGUGCCACUUCUUCAGAAUCUCUUCCUUCCCAUCAACUCACGUUUCUCCUCCAUCAUGAUUAGGGACAAAAAUGGGGAGAAGAAGUGGAAGAAAGUUGAAGUUAAGCUGGAGGACCAUAUCAAAGUUCCUACAUUUCCCAAUGGCAAGUCAUCCAACUUGUUCUUAUAUGAUGAAUACCUUGAUGAGUACAUGUCCACAAUAGCUGUGGAACAUUUACCACAAAAUAGGCCACUAUGGGAACUUCACAUUAUAAAAUACCCAACAAGCAAUGCUAAGGGUACCUUGGUGUUCAAACUCCACCAUGCCCUUGGGGAUGGUUUUUCUCUCAUGGGUGCCCUUCUUUCAUGCAUGCAAAGAGCUGACAACACCUCUCUUCCCUUCACACUCCCAUCAAGCCAAAGGCCCAAAGCAUCAUCAAUUUCCAACACCAAAGGGUUUUUCAAGAAAUUGCCCUCCAUUUUCUUCCAAACUAUAUCCGAAUUUGGAUGGAGUUUCUUGAAAAGUAAGUUGAUUGAAGAUGAUCAAACACCAAUAAGGUCUUGUGCGGAAGACUUCAAGACUCGCCAAAUGACCAUCUCAGAUGUCACCUUCUCAUUGGAUCUUAUCAAAGACGUGAAAUCCAAACUUGGAGUGAGCAUAAAUGAUGUGCUUGCUGGAGUAAUUUUUUUUGGCAUUCGGCUAUACAUGCAAGAAAUUAAUCUGAAAUCAAGCCAAACCCAAUCCACAGCAUUGGUGUUGCUGAACACAAGAAACAUUGAAGGUUACAAGUCUGUUAAGGAGAUGAUUGAGAAGACCAAUAGUCGUUCUGCAUGGGGGAAUCAAUAUGCCUUUUUGCAUGUUUCAAUUCCAGAGCUUAGUGACUCCAAAUAUGCAAACCCACUUGAGUUUAUAAGGGAAGCCCAUAAGGAUAUGACCAAAAAGAAAAAUUCUUUGGCCACUCCUCUCACUGGCAUGCUUCUAGAUAUGCUCAGAAAACUCAGAGGUCCUGAGGCUGCAGCUAGCUACUUACGCAGUACUUUGAGAAACUCAAGCACAACAAUCUCAAACAUCAUUGGACCAGUGGAGCAAAUGGCUGUGGCUAAUCAUCCAAUUAAAGGGUUUUACUUCAUGGUAGCUGGUUCACCUGAGAUAAUAAAUAUAUUGACGGAGUUGCAGAGUCUCACCAUGACGAUCAUGAGCUACAUGGGAAAGAUAAGAAUUGCAUUUGGAGUAGAGAAGAACUUCAUCGACAAGCAAUUAUUCAAGUCGUGUUUGGAGAAUUCUCUUGAGAUGAUAAAGGAAGCAGCAAAAAAGAUUUCCGCAUAAAAUCAAAUAUGGAAGAUAUGUACUUUUUUUGUUGUUGUUGUGGAAGAUAUGUACUACCACUAUAUUCUAUCUAUAUUCUUGUUAAUAUUUAAUUAUUUUAUUUAAAUAUAUGUGAUGUGGUGAUUCUGUAAUAGAAAUUUGUUUCUGAGUGGAAUGUAUUUUAUUGAACUGGAACAGUAUCAUUACGGCCGGGCAUGGCUGUUUUUAGUUGGGAAGUCCCUACAUUACAUCAAAAAGUAGAAUUAAAAAUGUUUUUUUUUUGUUUGA
Messenger RNA from Glycine soja, 1919 nucleotides. Its product is annotated as O-acyltransferase WSD1-like. Bases 216 to 1652 code for a protein of 478 amino acids. Lineage: Eukaryota; Viridiplantae; Streptophyta; Magnoliopsida; Fabales; Fabaceae. Gene Ontology annotation, biological process: triglyceride biosynthetic process. Gene Ontology annotation, cellular component: plasma membrane. The record is from RefSeq and is a predicted model, not a curated record. Gene Ontology annotation, molecular function: long-chain-alcohol O-fatty-acyltransferase activity; diacylglycerol O-acyltransferase activity. The transcript is spliced from 5 exons.